Chenopodium quinoa (quinoa) is the source of this 1046-nucleotide messenger RNA. Its product is annotated as INO80 complex subunit C-like. Gene Ontology annotation, cellular component: Ino80 complex. The record is from RefSeq and is a predicted model, not a curated record. Gene Ontology annotation, biological process: chromatin remodeling. The transcript is spliced from 4 exons. Lineage: Eukaryota; Viridiplantae; Streptophyta; Magnoliopsida; Caryophyllales; Amaranthaceae. The coding region runs from base 293 to 667 and encodes 124 amino acids.
GGCUUUUAAAGGCCUCCAUUCCUAUGUCCUAAGUCUCUGAGUUAUUUCAUUGAAGCGUACUCAACGUUCUCCAUCGAAGCGCACUCAACGUUCUCCGUUGAAUCUAAUUCUUGUAUCCCCCAUUGGAAUCUAAUUCUUGUAUUCCCCAUUGAAGCAGCUUCUAAGGUCUGAUAACAUAGAAGCCUCAGUGGGGAUCAAAGAUAAGAGUCCUGUAAGGGAAACUCUGUCUUCCACUUGUACUGUAAAAGUAUCAGCCAAAACAGUGAAUACACCGAGAUUUUGAAGCGCCGGAAUGGAGAGAGAAGUGGUGGAGGCAGAGUUAGUGCUGCCAACCCACUUGAAGUUCAAGAAGAUUCAGAUGUAUGAAAAGUACCCCAAGGGUCAAUCUAGAGGCAGGCAUUGGAAGCAUCUCAAGCAGAUUCUCCAGGCUGAAAAUUACAGCAACUACCCUCCUGAUGAACCCAAUUAUGUCAAUAUCGAGUCACCACCUUCAAUGCAUCCACCAAAGAGAAUUUGUGAUUUUACAGGAUAUGAGGCACCUUAUUCUGAUCCAAGGACCAAUAUGCGGUAUGCCAAUGCUGAAGUUUUUAAGCAAAUCAGGUCACUUCCCAAUGAUUACGUGCAGCGGUAUCUGGCUCUUAGAAAUGCUGCCGUUGUCCUCAAGUAGUCUUUUGCUGCUUCCCUUCAACAACCUGCUGUUUAGAUACUUGCCAUGUCCAUAGUCCCAUCGUUCGGAUAUGAUGAAGCCACUUUUGUCAGCAAAACUCUGUGCAUUACUUAUCCACUGUUGCCUGCAGAACUAUGUCCAUCACAAAGUAAUGCAAUCUGUAAUCUGUAAGGCAGCUGAGAUUGUGCAUCUAUCUCUCAAAUACAUGUUACUGCAUUACUAGUAGUCAGUUGGAUAAUUGGUCUAUACAUGUAUAUGUUUGCUGAAUUGCUAUAAUGUUGUAGUUUUAGAGGUUCGUAUUAUAACAGGCUGCAUCCCCAGAUAGUCCAGGAACCAUUCAGCUGAUGUGAAUAUAUUAGCUUUUUAUGCAUUUGGUUCA